Molecule: messenger RNA, 3709 nt
Organism: Tachyglossus aculeatus (Australian echidna)
Lineage: Eukaryota; Metazoa; Chordata; Mammalia; Monotremata; Tachyglossidae
Gene: CACNA2D4
Product: calcium voltage-gated channel auxiliary subunit alpha2delta 4
Exons: 40
Coding region: 1-3327 (1108 amino acids)
Cellular component (GO): voltage-gated calcium channel complex
Molecular function (GO): voltage-gated calcium channel activity
Source: RefSeq, a predicted model, not a curated record
AUGUCGGCCAGGCCCCUUCUCUACCCACUAUGCCAUGUAGUGAACCCAGUUUCACAUCAAGGGGCAUUUAUUGAGCGCAGCUGUGCAUUGCUGCUGCCACUGCUGCUCCUCACCUCCUCACGGCCUGCCCAGGCCCAGCCCAGAAUCCCCCUGGACACGGUGAAGCUGUGGGCCGACUCUUUUGGUGGGGAGCUGCAGGCCCUGCUCACCAAGUACUCUGGAUCCCUUCUGCUGCUGAAAAAGUACAGAGACGUGGAAUCAUCCCUGAAGAUCAAGGAGGUGGACGGCCGGGAGCUGGUCAGGCAGUUCUCCGAGGACAUGGAGAGCAUGUUGGGGCGGAAGGUCGAAGCCGUUAAGCGGCUGGUGGAGGCUGCAGAGGAGGCUGAUCUGAAUCACAAAUUCAACGCUUCCCUGGUGUUCGACUACUACAACGCGGUGCUCGUCAACGAGAAGGACGAGAAGGACGAGUUCGUGGAGCUCGGAGCCGAGUUCGUGCUGGAGGCCAACGAGCACUUCAGCGACCUUUGGGUCAACACGUCCAUCAGCAACGUGCAGCUGCCCACCAAUGUCUACAACAAAGACCCCAACAUCCUGAAUGGUGUCUACAUGUCCGAAGCCCUGAACCCCGUCUUUGUGGAGAACUUCCAGAGAGACCCCACGCUGACCUGGCAGUACUUUGGCAGCUCCACUGGCUUUUUCAGGCUUUAUCCAGGGAUAAAGUGGAUGCCGGACGAACGGGGAGUCAUCUCCUUCGACUGCCGGAACCGCGGAUGGUACAUCCAGGCCGCCACCUCUCCCAAGGACAUCGUGAUCGUGGUGGACAUCAGCGGGAGCAUGAAAGGGCUACAGAUGACCAUCGCCAAGCACACCAUCGCCACUAUCUUGGACACGCUCGGGGAGAACGACUUUGUCAAUAUCAUCGCGUACAAUGACUACGUCCACUACAUCGAGCCCUGCUUUCGGGGGAUCCUGGUCCAGGCCGAUCGAGACAACCGAGAGCAUUUCAAGCAGCUGGUAGGUGAGCUCCAGGCGAAGGGGGUGGGCUCCGUGAGCCAAGCCCUGCAGGAGGCCUUCAAAGUCCUACAGCAGGUCCGGGACGCGGGCCGGGGGGCCCUUUGCAAUCAAGCCAUCAUGCUCAUCACGGACGGGGCAGUGGACGGCUACGAAUCCGUCUUCGAGAAAUACAACUGGCCGGGACGCAAAGUCCGGGUGUUCACUUAUCUCAUCGGGAGGGAGGUCAGCUUCGCGGCCAACGUGAAGUGGAUCGCAUGCAACAACAAAGGCUACUACACGCAGAUCUCCACGCUGGCGGACGUCCAGGAGAACGUCAUGGAGUAUCUGCACGUGCUCAGCCGCCCCAUGGUCAUCAACCAUGACCAUGACAUUAUCUGGACCGAGGCCUACAUGGACAGCACACUCUUCGCCUCUCAGGCCCAGAGCCUGCUCCUCAUGACCACCGUGGCCAUGCCGGUCUUCAGCAAGAAGAAUGAGACGAGGUCUCACGGCAUCCUCUUGGGCGUGGUGGGCUCAGAUGUGCCCCUGAGGGAGCUGUUGAAGCUGGCGCCCCGCUACAAGCUGGGCGUCCACGGCUACGCCUUCCUAAACACCAACAACGGCUACAUCCUCUCCCACCCUGACCUGCAGCCCCUGUACCAGGAAGGCCAGAAGUUGAAGCCCAAACCUAAUUACAACAGCGUGGACCUCUCCGAGCUGGAGUGGGAAGACAGAGACGGGACACUGAGGACGGCCAUGAUUAACGGCGAGACCGGCUCCCUGUCCAUGGAUGUGAAAGUCCCCAUUGACAAAGGGAAGCGAGUUCUGUUCCUGACCAACGACUACUUCUUCACUGACAUCGGCAAGACACCGUUCAGCCUAGGGGUGGUCCUGACCCGUGGCCACGGGGAAUACAUUCUUCUGGGGAACACCUCAGUGGAAGAAGGUUUGCAUGACCUCCUGCAGCCGGAUGUAACUUUGGCCAAUGAAUGGAUCUACUGCAUCACGGAUAUCGAUCCGGGGCAUCGGAAACUCAGCCAGCUGGAGGCCGUCAUCCGCUUCCUAACGGGACAGGAGCCGGACCUGCAAUGUGACGAAGAGCUGGUGCAGGAGGCCUUGUUUGACGCUGUGGUCACCGCCCCCAUGGAAGCCUACUGGACGGCGCUGGCCCUCAACCUGUCCGAAGCAUCCCAGGACGGGGUGGACAUGGCGUUCCUGGGCACUCGGGCCGGCCUCAUGAGGAGAAGCCUGUUCGUCGGGGCGGAGAAACUCUCCGACAGGAAGUUCCUUACGCUUCAGGACAAGGCGAGCAUCUUCACCAUGGACCACUUCCCACUGUGGUACCGCCGCGCUGCCCAACAUCCCGCCGGCACAUUUGUCUUCAGCAUUCCCACCGCACCAGAGAGCGGUGGUGAUGGCCAGCCUAUAGUGGUGACGGUCAGCACAGCAGUGGCGGUGACAGUGGAUGGGAAGACGGCCAUAGCAGCAGCCUUAGGGGUGCAGAUGAAACUGGAGUCCCUGAGACGCAGAUUCUGGGCUGCUACGAAGCAGUGCAGCCGUGCGGAUGAACGCUGCCCUUUGAGCUGCCAGGACAGCGACCUGAAUUGCUACAUCAUCGAUAACAACGGCUUCAUCAUCAUCUCCAAGGAGCCCCACGAGACCGGAAGGUUUCUCGGGGAGGUGGACGGCUCCAUCAUGAGCCAGCUCGUCUCCAUGGGGAUGUUCCGCCGGGUGACCAUGUACGACUACCAAGCCAUGUGCAAGAUGGCAUCGCCUCACUACAGCGGAGCCCAGGCCCUGCUCAGUCCCCUUUUGGCUGCGGCAGCUACUGUGAGAUGGCUGGUGACGGAACUUUUCCUGGUCCUCGUGGAGUGGAUCACCUGGGGCCCGGCCCGGGACGGAGGAGCCGAGGCCAAGGCCGUGUUCCACCACUCCCACCGGCCCCGGAAGCAGGAGCAGCUGCAGCCCUGUGACACCGAAUACCCGGUGUUCGCGCACGAGACGUCGGUGACCGAGGCCCACGGCGUCCUCGACUGCGGGAGCUGCCGCAAGGAGUUGGUAGCCCGCCAGGUGCCCGGCAGUAACCUCCUCCUGCUGGUGACCGAGGCCGCCUGCCGCUGCGGCCGCUUCCCACCAGUCCUGCAAGAGCCCACCCAAGUCCGCUAUAAUGCGUCAGUCAAGUGCGAGCGGCUGCGGACCCAGAGGCUGCGCCGCAGGCCGGACACGUGCCACGCUUUUCACCCGGAGGAGAACGCAGAGGAUUGCGGAGGAGGCGCGUACACAGCCCUAACACUGCCUCUUCUCCUGCUGCCGCUGCUGCUUCUGCCACCCUGAUCGGGGGGUGUGCGCCCCGCAGGCCGCCCCCUCCCUCCCCACUGGCGACCCCCAGCAUGGCACCCCCCUUCUGUCCCCAGGCGGCCCGCUGUGGUCUGCCAUCUUCCUCUCCUAGCCGACCCCCAUACCCAAAGUCGGGGUGACCACCGGUAGAAACUCAGCCCAAGACUAGCCCCCACCUACACCCACCCCUACGAUUGCGGGCCCUCCUUGGCAAGGAGACCCACCAGCUCUGCCCCCACCAUCACCCACUCCCUAGCCCAUGGAGGACUUGGGGGCAGGGUGGGGGAAAGGGAAGCUGGGACCACUAAAUCAUCAAAGGCAGGGAUCUGGUCUACGCAUGCUAUUGUAUUGUCCUCUCCCCAGUGUUCUGCACACAGUA